AACUAUCGAUUACUUUCCCGCCGAUGGCCGAUGGUCCACCACUAGAGUGUGUGUGUGGAAUGUGUUCGUGGGUGUUUUUUAUUUUUCUUUUGGGUGCCUCUCACGGAAUACAAUUGUCUAAUAAACACGCCAACUAGUAUUCAUAAACCCUCCGAGGACCUGGCCAAGCACCUGGCCCGUGCAUACGCCCGUGAAGUGCAUCAUGUCUGGACGGGAGAGCGGGAAAGCCACCGAUACAAGGGAAAACCAUAACACCAGCAGCAGCAACAACAACAUGGCGCACCUGCAGCAGCAGAAGAAGAAGCAGCAGCAGAGGUCUUGAUGUUGACGUCAACAAAGUGAAAUCCGAGCAGAGAGCCACAAUAAACAAUAAGAAGAAUCGAGCGGGAAGAGCGCAAAGAGCGGGAAGGCUAGCCAGAGAAUCCCACUGCCCGGACUCGAUAACCCCCAUCCUUAAUCCCGGGCACCCCGACCCCCCUCGCUAUGUACUCGGAGUGGGCCUCCUUGUCGGCCCAAAUCACGGCCAAUAGCUGUGGGGCCCAGUGCUUCAGUGUCCUGAACAAGUUCCCGGCCUCCGCGGGACGCGAAGUGGUCGUUUCCGUGGUGAAGCAGCUCGGGACCAACCUAGGCAUCACCCAGAACGCCGAGCCCAGCCACCUGGUGAAAGAUGAAGAAGUCAAGUGGUGCAUGGAUGUGAUAUGCUUCGGCCUGUCCCUGCCCCUGCAGGAGCACGAGACCAUCAAGGACUGCGUGAACGUCUACUGCGAGUGGCUGACUGCCCUGCACCCGCAGCCCAGGAUCAGUGUCCCGAAGCCCAUUUGUGAAGACGCCAAUCUGUACGCUCGGCAGAUCAUCAAUCAUUUCCACAACCUCUUCGUGCCCCGCCAGGGCGAGAUCUUGCCAUUUCUUUACCAAACCACGCUUGGUGCCGACACUAUCAAACGCCAGGCAGUGCUAUGCCAUCGGGUGCUUAGAACGCUCCAGCAGACGGCCCAAAUAUCGCUGGUGAUGGAUCGCCAGACGUGGGACACACUACUCCUCUUCCUGCUAGCCAUCAACGAGAUAUUGCUGGCCCCGCCCACCGUCAAGGACGACGUGGGCGACCAGCUGUGCGAGCGGGUGCUGUCCGUUCUGUUCGAGGUGUGGCUGCUGGCCUGCGUGCGCAGUUUUCCCUCGCCCUCGAUGUGGAAGACCCUGCAGGAGUCGUGCGCCAUGUGGCGGCAUCGAGUGGCCCUGGUGGACCAGUGGAACCGCGUGAAUCUCGCCCUCACGGCCCGCCUGCUGGAGUUCUGCUACGGCCCAGCCUUUCCACAACUCAAAAACGCUGACGAAGACGGCCAGCUCAUCCCGGCGGGCAUGUCCAAUGACUGUGUGGCCCAGACCUGGUACCGCUUCCUGCGCAUGAUCGGCAAUCCCACGGCGCUCUGUUCGCCGCACAUCAUCAGCAAGUCCUCACACUUUGUCCAGUGGGCUCUGACACACGAGAAGGGCGCCGAGACGCAUCAGCAUCCCUGCCUGCAGCAGCUGCCCCAGAUCUUUCUCAACGCCAUGAAGGGGAUCUCCAGCCAAGUGGACGCAUUUCUGGGCAUCUAUCAGCCGCCGCCGCAGCAGCACGAGGGUGUAGUGACCAACCUACUGGAGAUCCGGCACUCGCUGAACGAGGCCACCUCCUCCACCCUGCAGCAGUUCAUCCACUCCAGCAGCGCCACGAACAUCGCGAACCCGCCGACGCAGCAUCACCAUCAUCACCUUCACUAUCCGCACUUGCAUUUGCACGGCGCCGGCAGCUUUCUGCGCGACAACUUUAUGAGCAGCUCGGCCAGCUCCGCCCUGAACGCGAUCAUGGGCCACCACGGCCACGGGCAUGCCCACGGCCACCACGGACACGGCCAACACCAGAAUCUCCAGAUCAGUGCCUCGCCCACCGGCAGCCUAGCCACGACUGCCUCCGCCGUGGGCAGCACCAGCGCCGGGGGCAGCCACUCCGCCGGCGUGGUGGGCAGCAUCUCGUUCGGCGCUCCGGACGGGGUGGGCCCUGCCUCCUCGGCCUCUGCCACGCCCACACCCCCCCUGCAGCGACGCCUGGCGAAGAGCUUCAGCGUGACUCCGACCAUUACACAGCAGAAGGGCUUGAGCAAGACCUCGCUUAUCGGCCUCACGGGCGGCGGUGCACGCAACGCGAUCAGCAGCAGCACCACCACCAUUGCCGCCUCCGGCUCCACCUCCGCCGCCGCCGUCCCUGCCUCAGCGGCCGCCGCCAGCUCCAUCGCUGCCGUCUCCAGCUCCGCCUCCGCCACCGCCGUCUCCGCUGCUGGUGGAGCCUCAGGCGUCGGAGCGGGAAUCCCUGUCGGCUCGGCCAGCGUUCCCGGCUCGGGCGGCGGGUCAGCUCCUGCUCCGGCGCCCACAACUCCCACGUCGACGUCGGGUCCGCCGUCGGCCAGCAGCAGCAUCAACUCGCUGCCGCUGACUUCAAUGGGAGCGGGCACCGAGCUCGCCGUGGCCAGGCCCAAGUGCAACAGCAUUCUCCACGUAUUCCACGAGUGGCUCUUCGAGGCGGCGCACAUUGGCGGCGACACUUGGCGCCAGAACCGGAAGAAACAGGCAUGCGAGGCCAGUAAGCGACCCUCGUCGAUGAUCAUGGAACACCGCAAGGGCUCCAUUUCGCUGUCGCAGCCCAACUCCCUCAACGACCCGCAGUCCCUGCCGCCCACCCUGACCAUCGACAAGUACGAGUCCGGGCGGGCCGAGGCCAUUGGGACGCUGUGCAAGAUCUUUUGCGCGAAGAAGACCGGCGAGGAGAUCCUGCCCGUGUACCUGGCCCGAUUCUACAUGGCCCUGCAGCAGUGCCUCAAGAUCACCGAGUCGCGGGAGUGCGACGAGACCUUGGCCAGCAUCCUGCUGCACUCCAGCGACCUCUUCCGACUGGACCUGGACGGCAUCAAUGUCCUGCUGCCCGGGUUCAUUGCCGCCCUCGAGAUCGUGCUGCCCGACAAGGACCUCAAGCUGAAGACCCAGUCGAUGGCCUUCAAUCGCACCGAGCUGCGGAGAUCCGCCAUCAACAUACUCCUCUCCAUCAUGGUCCUGCCGCUGCACUACCAGAGCCUGCCCAUCAGGGAUCUGACCAGCGAAACUAGCGAGAAGAUAUUCACGUUCAUCCAGCUGAAGUCGCGGCUCAUGAACAUCCUGAUGAAUGCCCUGCAAGUGGAAACGGAUGCCCAAAACACGCACAUGCUGUUGGGAGGCCUGCUGCUCUGCGUCCAGGACGCGGUUACCUUCGAGGAGACCGAGCUGGGCGGAGGAAACGCCUCCACGGCGCAUCUGUCGCACAAUUCCAGCGGGGGAGCCGUCCAGCACCACGAGGCCAACUUGCUGAGCUCAGCCUGCUCGGAGCGUUCCGCUUCGCUGGUCAGCGCCGGCACCGCCAGCUUGGGCGGCCAGACGACGGCCACCAUGGGGGCGGGAUCGGGCUCCAUACGGGACACCGCCUCCGGCCACGACUACCCCAGCCUGACCAUAUCCGAUGACAUGUCAUUCGAGUUCGGUCAGGAGCUGGAGGGAGUGCUUCCAUAUGACAACGCCCACGCCUUGUUUGUGCGGGCCACCUACUUGGUUUGCCACCGCCUGAUAUCCUCGUGGAAGACCGACCUGAACGUGUCCCUGGCGGCCUUGGAGCUGCUCUCCGGAUUGGCCAGACUGCACAUACGGGAGACAGCCCGGAAAUUUACAAAUGACACUUUAGUGAAAAUAUACGAAGCUAGUCAGAAUCUAACGAUAAUCUCCUCAGACGCUCUAGAGUGCAAGCGGGCCGUAAAGUGGAUCUGCGACUACAUCUGCUACCAGUGCUCCCGGCCCCCUCCGGCCCACAGCAAGGAUCUGCACAGCACCAUCGUGGCCGCGUUCCAGUGCACCGCCGCCUGGCUGAUGCAGCACCCCUACCUGCUCCAGGACAAGGACUGCCUGCAGACGGUCCUGGAGGUGGUGGAGCUGGGCAUCUCCGGCACCAAAAGCCAGACCAAGGGCGGCGACAUACCCAAGUUCAAGGACGAGAAGGAGCUGAAGCCGGCCUCAAUGCGGGUGAGAGACGCGGCGGAGAACCUGCUGACCAUCAUCCUUGAGCAGGUCGGCUACUUCCCCAGCGAGUGCGGCCCCGAAUCAAUAUCCUCACUCCUGGACGAGGUGGCCCUCAUGAAGCACUGCAACUCCAUGGCCCCGGCCACGUCGAGCAGCGAACAGGCCAUCGCCAAGUUCAAGUACUUUGUCACGGAGAACUCCACCAUCCUGGCUCUCCUGGAGGAGCCGCUCGGCAACGACCAGGACCCCCAGCCCACAGUGACCUUACUCAUUCGAGGCCCGUUCGGACGACAUGCCUGGACCAUGCAACUGCGACACCUGCCGCGCAGCAAGUCCGGCAUCAAGUACCACGCCAUCAACCCCGGCAGACCCAUUCCGAUGAAUGACAUCAGCCAGCGGCCGGAGUGCGAGCAGAAGAACUUUCCCGAGGGCGUUGACAAGGUGCAGCCCUGUGUGGCGGACUACUCCAUACCCACCAUUGAGCAGAUGCGCGAGCAGUACGGAGCGGGCGGGAUCCGGGACCUGGAGGCUAUGCUGGAGAAUCAGAGCAUCCACGAAAAGCUGGCCUGGGCGGAGGCGGACACGAGCGCCGACAGCCUGUCGCACGCUCAGGAGUGUGUGCCGCCGGCUGUGUGCCACGAGUUCCAUGCAGCGCGCCUCUUCCUCUCACACUUUGGCUUUCUUGGCUUCGAGAGCCGGAAUCCGCACAAUCCGGCCGAGUCACUGGGUACUCCGCCGCAGAGGCCGCUCAUCGUGCUGGACACCAAGUCAACGGCCUUCGCCGCAGACCUCGACAGGUUGGACAAGCUGAGCGCCAGGACCCACGACACUGUCUACGUGUUCUACGUAAAGUCGGGACAAACGAGUGCCCAGCAGAUCAUCGGAAAUCUCACCGAGGAGCAGCACUCUCUGAGCUUGGAUCCACACUUUGCCACCAUGCUGCAAACUUUGGGAUGGCCGGUUCAGGUAGCGGAACACUCGGGCUGGACGGGAUUCGCCCACAACUCUUGGUCUCUCAAGGGAACGCCGGAGGAGCAACUGCGAACGGGACCCGUCGCCAAUGAUUCCCUGAACUUUAAUGGAUCCCAAAAGGUGCUUUACUGGGCAGAUGUGUGUUCGGAAAUUGCUUUCGUAGUACCCACGGCGUGGAAUCUGCGUCACAACAGCGACUCCAGUGACGGGGGAAGCGUCUCCAGUGCCGAUCAAGUCAGCGGCUCUAGCAACGUGUGGGCCCGUGGCGACGGCGAUACCGGCUUGGCUAAGACCAAGUCUAGGAAUCUCAGCCUGGAGCUGAGCGCGGCCAAGGAACCAGUGCCGCCGACGCGACGGAAAGGCAACGUAACAAAGCCGACGCUGCUGGCUCAGGCCCCGGCCAAGAUCUUCCUGGUGUGGCUGGAGAGCUACGAGGACUACCUGAACUUCCCGCUGGAGGACCUGCUGGCUUAUACGCGCACCGGCGAAGAGCUGCACACGCUUCAACUGCCUCGGGCGGCUGACUGCCACGUGAUCUUCGUCCAUUCGCUGCUUUCGGGACUGCUCCGGGUGAAGCUGCAGGGUCCGGCGGGCAGGAUGAGCUUCGCCACGCCGCUGGUGGACGGCAUGGUGCUGAGCCGGCGGGUGGUGGGCAACCUUGUGCGACAGACGGCAUUGAACAUAUCUCGACGGCGGCGACUGGACAACGACAAUUACCAACCACCGCAUGUGCGACGGCGCCUCAAAGUCCAGGACAUCGUCCAGAAAUACAAAAUGGACCUCAGCGAGGCCGAGUUGCUGGCCCAUCUGUUCCAGCGUGCAAUCUAGCCAAUCUGCAAUUUGCAAUCCAUCUUACGGCAACCGACGAUCAUAUUAUAGUAUUAUUUAUCCAAUUCUAGGAUAAGCGCCAGAGAAAUGGUCCAAGUCCAUGUCUGUAUUAACGUCUGCUUAAAACUAAAUCCAAUACAACUGAUUCGUAAUCGGUGUCCACUGAGUGUUACCGGAAACAUUUAAUCUUAUGCUAAUUACUAUUGUUUCUUAAUAAAUCCAAUUAUACUUUGUAAAAGUAUUUGUAAUAUCGUAAA
Drosophila ananassae is the source of this 6128-nucleotide messenger RNA. RefSeq names its product ral GTPase-activating protein subunit beta. The record is from RefSeq and is a predicted model, not a curated record. The transcript is spliced from 17 exons. NCBI's taxonomy places the organism in Eukaryota, Metazoa, Arthropoda, Insecta, Diptera, Drosophilidae. The coding region runs from base 484 to 5871 and encodes 1795 amino acids. Gene Ontology annotation, biological process: activation of GTPase activity; regulation of small GTPase mediated signal transduction. Gene Ontology annotation, molecular function: GTPase activator activity.